GCUGAGCUCAAACUGACCCUUGACCUUGACAUCAUCCCACUUCAAAAAGAAAAAAAAAAAAAAGAAACAAGAAAAAAGAAAAAGAAAUCUUUUGCUUAGAAACGCCCACAUCUUCUCCGGCAACGCUUUAAUUUGAACCUCCAGCCCCGAAAAUGCCGCCUCCGCUCGCCGUACGCUGCACCCACGGGUCCUCGCCCUCCGCUGCGAGAUUAUUCGUGCGCUUGCUAUGCGCAUCGUCGUCGCCUAUAGGUAGUAGCGGCAACAGUAGCAGCAGCAGCACUUCCAUUCUCGACGUAUUGCUGCCGCCGCGCACCCGAGCUUUCCACCUCGCACGGGACAUCCGUGGGCGGGCGCGAAACCCCCGGGUCCGGAAUGACGGGACCGGAGGUAUAUCGCAUGUCCCGUAUGGUACCGCUCGACGACACUUUAGCGCCACGGCGCCCUGGCGCAAGACCCAAGUCGUGUAUAACCCGCAGAAGGACGAGGACGGCAACGAUAUGAUAUUGGAGAUUACACCGCGCGCCGCCAACAAACUCUCGCAAAUCAUGGUCAAAGACAAAAACCCCAACCUAGCGCUGCGCAUCUCCGUCGAAUCCGGCGGGUGCCACGGGUUCCAAUACCUAAUGUCCCUAACCACUCUUCCGCCCUCCCUGCCCUGCACCCCGGACUCGACAGCAUCCGCGCACCCGCCCCCCGAAACCUCAUCUACCCCUCCCGCCCCCGCCAACCAAGAGGACGGGCAAAAAAUCACCGCCGAAGUCGCCCCCUCAACAACCACCAGCGCCGCGCCUUCCGCGCCCAGCAUCAGCGAGGACGAUACCGUCUUCGCAUUUGUGAAAGACGACCUCCCCCCUUCUUCUUCAGAUCCCCAUUCCGCGCCCCCCUCCUCAUCAUCCCCAUCAUCUUCGUCCGGGCCGUCUCUAGACCUAACGGGCGUAGCAACGCCCAAGAUCAUCCUCGACUCGCCGAGUUUGGAGCUGCUGAAGGGGAGUAAGGUGGACUACACUAUGGAGCUGAUCGGGAGCCAGUUCAAGAUCGUGGAUAAUCCACUCGCUACAAGCAGCUGCGGAUGCGGCACUAGCUUCGACAUCAAGAUAUAACAUUUCCGCUUUUAGUCUGGGUCUUCGAGUCCUUGGAUGCCUCGUUAUUUGGCCGAGGGCACUUGUGUAUAUUUGUCUACCAUUCACAGUUUAUAUUAGAAUAUUCGCAUGAAAGAAGAAAGAAGGGGGGAUGAGAUCCUCGGAAAUUGGUGGUGGUAUCAUACUUUUCAUUGGGAGACACCUGUAUAUUCUACUAUCACGACAUAGAAUACGUUAAUAUUAUAAAUCACAAUCUCGACUUCUUCUAACCGA
Molecule: messenger RNA, 1352 nt
Organism: Daldinia vernicosa
Lineage: Eukaryota; Fungi; Ascomycota; Sordariomycetes; Xylariales; Hypoxylaceae
Exons: 2
Coding region: 153-1100 (315 amino acids)
Biological process (GO): iron-sulfur cluster assembly
Cellular component (GO): mitochondrion
Molecular function (GO): 4 iron, 4 sulfur cluster binding; 2 iron, 2 sulfur cluster binding; iron ion binding
Source: RefSeq, a predicted model, not a curated record